AUGUCUGGAGCUGAACGGAAGCUGCGCCACCUGAAAACGAGACGUCGUGGUAUCCUGUCGUCGUUCACUCUCAUCAAUAACUUCGUCUCUUCGUACCAGGAGGAAAGAGACAGAGCAGAAGUUCCCGUACGCCUGGAAGCGGUCGUGUCGCAAUGGACGGAGUUCAACAAGAUACAAGUGGAAUUAGAAACUUGUGAUGAAGCUCCUGAAGCGAUAGACCAGUAUUUUAAAGAAAAAGCCGAGUUUGAGACGCAGUAUUAUAAAGUGAAGGGUUUUCUUCUGCAACACUGCCAAAUUCCUGCUACGAAUGCGCCUUCUUCCGCCCCCCACACGCGAAGUCAUAAUUCGAGCAACGGUAAACUGCCUGACGUUAAGCUACCGGUGUUUGCCGGCAACUAUGAGAGUUGGCUCAACUCUCACGACUUGUUCGUAUCGCUUGUUCACUCGUCGUCGGAGCUUUCAAGUAUCCAAAAAUUUUAUUAUCUCCGGUCGUCUUUAGCUGGGGAAGCACUGAAGCUAAUCCAGACGAUACCGAUUAGUGGCAUUAAUUACCAGAAGGUUCUUAAGCGCAAUUAUGUUCAGGCAUUGUUUGACUUUCCGGUCCUUCGUCGAGAGUCUACUGAACUGCAUUCGUUGGUUGAAAAGUUCGAAGCAAAUGUUAGGGUGCUCAAGCAACUUGGAGAAAGCACCGAACAUUGGGACAUAUUGCUGAUCCAUUUCCUCACGAGUCGUCUCGAUCCUGUAACUCGCCGUGAUUGGGAGGAAUUUUCUGCUACUCUUGACAACGCUGUUUUCAAGGACCUCAUCGAUUUCAUCCAGCGGAGAGUCAACGUAUUGCAGCACGUGUCUUCCAAGCAAAGCGAUAUUCAACAACUUUCGCAAUUUCGCAAAACGACGAAUAAUCGUGUUAGUAGCCACGGAGCAUUUCAGGAGAAUCGUCGAAAGUGUCUCGUCUGCCCGGAAGAACAUCCCAUCUACCAGUGUAGCAUCUUUAGUCGUAUGCCUGUAGAGGAGAAGGAGAAGCUCGUCAAGCGUCACCAGCUGUGCCUGAACUGUCUUCGAAAAGGCCACAUGGCACGUGAUUGUCCGUCGGAGAACUGCUGCUGGAAGUGCAGAUCUCGCCAUCACACUCAACUGUGCACAAAUACAUCGAAUGCUAGAAGACCAUCAAACGCUGUAGCAGGUUCAAAAAAUAACAACCGAAAUUCGAACCAUUCCACCACCAGUACAACCCUUCAAGAUCAACAACCCCCAUCCUCAUCGAUGCAAGUGCCAGCACCUGUUUUGAAUGCUGCACACUCCGGUUUGAGCAGCUGUAACUCACAACUGUCCGCGAGAUCCAAGGUUCUUCUAGCCACUGCUGUGGUAAUUGUAGUAGACGACGCUGGAAGAGAACAUAUCGCCCGAGCACUUUUGGAUUCGGGGAGCGAAUGCUGUUUCGCCACCACACAGUUGUCUCAGACGAUGGCUGUUACUCGAACGAGAAUCGAUCUGCCGAUAGCCGGAAUCGGAAAAUCUUCGACCAAUGUGAAGCACCAAUUUCGUGCCGUCAUCAAAUCCCGAACUCGCAACUAUUCCUCUUGUGUCGAUUUGCUUAUUCUGCCGAAGCUCACUAUCGAUUUGCCAUCGGUCGAUGUAAACAUCGAUCAUUGGAACAUUCCCACCAACAUUGAUCUAGCCGAUCCAGCGUUCUUCAAAUCGAGCAGUAUCUACAUUAUAUUGGGCGCAGAGAUAUUUUUUGACCUGUUCUCCAUCCCAGGUCGCAUUUCGCUUGGAGAUUUUCUUCCUUCACUCACCAAUUCCGUCUUAGGAUGGGUAGUGUCAGGCCGAACUGCAAAAAGUCAACGCCAAUCUUCUGUUCGCUGCAACGUUGCAACCAUAGCCGAUCUUCACAAUGAUAUGGAGAAAUUUUGGAACAUAGAGGAAGAUCCAUCCGCCACCAAUCAUUCCCCGGACGAAACUGCCUGCGAAGAGUUCUUCCAGCGCACUGUCGCACGCGAUUCAUCGGGUCGAUACAUGGUUCGACUACCAUUCAAGGAAUCUCUAAUGCAGCGAUUGGGAGACAACAAGAAAUCGGCUCUGCAUCGCUUUCGCCUGCUGGAAAAUCGACUGUCACGUGAUUCUACGAUCGCUCAGAAGUAUCGAGACUUCAUGGCCGAGUAUCUGCGGCUGGGCCAUAUGACGCCACUCAGCGACUUCGGAGAUGGGAUUCAUCCGAAGUAUUACCUUCCACAUCACCCCGUUAUACGAGAGAGCAGCAGAACAACUAAGCUGCGCGUCAUUUUCGAUGCGUCCAGCAAAACGAGUUCGGGAAUCUCACUUAACGAUGCCCUGCUCGUCGGCCCGACUGUGCAGGACGAUCUGCGCUCUAUCAUCAUGCGUUCCCGCACACAUGAAAUCGUUCUCAUAGCGGACGCCGAAAAAAUGUAUCGCCAAGUUCUACACUUCCCCGAAGACUAUGCGUACCUGUGCAUAUUUUGGCGAUUUUCUCGGGACGAACCACUUCAAACAUACGUUCUCCGAACCGUCACGUAUGGGACAGCAUCGGCUCCUUAUCUGGCUACUCGGGUCUUGAAGCAGUUAGCAAGCGACGAAGCGAGAAAUUUCCCAGUUGCAGCGAAGGUAGUUGAAAGAGAUUUUUACCUGGACGAUUUAUUUUCGGGAGCUGCUACCGUGACAGAGACAAUCAAGCUACGGGAACAAAUCGAAGGCAUGCUUUCCAGUGGAGGCUUCCAGUUGAGAAAGUGGGCAUCUAAUUUUGAGGCCGUUCUUGAGGGUAUUCCGCCUGAGAACCGCGCUCUUCAACACUCAAUCGAUCUCGAUCGUGACCAAAUAAUCAAAACGCUCGGUUUGCACUGGGAACCAGCAUCCGAUCGUUUUAAGUAUAGAAUUGAGCUUCUUCUGUCAUCAAACGUCGUGCUCACGAAGCGUCAAACGCUGUCGUAUAUCGCUCAGCUCUUCGAUCCAUUGGGACUCGUCGGUCCAGUCGUCGUAACGGCCAAAGCGUUCAUGCAAACACUCUGGACGCUUCGGGACGAGAGCGGAACGAUUUGGGAAUGGGAUCGAGAGCUUGCAUCCAGUCUACGGGAUCAAUGGAUCAACUACCACUCAAAUCUACCUGCGUUGAAUGAAUUGAGUAUCGAUCGUUAUGUUCUUCUCCCAAACUCGGUCGAGAUUGAGCUGCAUCUGUUCUCGGAUGCUUCGGACAUCGGAUACGGUGCGUGUGCUUACUUGAGGUCCGUCAGUAACAGUGGACAAAUCAAAAUCACACUUCUGACGUCAAAGUCCAGAAUUGCUCCUCUGAAGAAACAGAGCACACCUAGACUCGAACUGUGUGGCGCUCUACUCUCUGCUGAGUUGUACCAGCGAAUCGCCGCUUCUCUUCAGAUUACGUUUUCUACUGUUUUCUGGACUGACUCCACGACAGUCAUCAAUUGGCUCAAAGUAACCCCGUCUACUUGGACAACGUUUGUCGCAAACAGGGUGUCUAAGAUUCAGCACGCGACGCAGCACUGUUCUUGGAACCAUAUAGCCGGACUGGAGAACCCAGCUGACGUCAUCUCUCGUGGUUGCAUGGCUUCAGAUCUCAUCAUCACAAACUCUGGUGGAAGGGUCCAGGAUGGCGGCAGCAGGAAAAAGAGCACUGGCCUGUUAACGGACAACACUGCGGACCUACCGAUCAAAGCAAUGCGGAACGACGGAAGACUGGUGCAAUCUCCACUACUGCCACUACCACACUCUCGUUCAUCGACGAAUAUACAGCAAAAUUCUCUAGCUACUCAAAGAUGA
Molecule: messenger RNA, 3789 nt
Organism: Toxorhynchites rutilus septentrionalis
Lineage: Eukaryota; Metazoa; Arthropoda; Insecta; Diptera; Culicidae
Exons: 1
Coding region: 1-3789 (1262 amino acids)
Molecular function (GO): zinc ion binding; nucleic acid binding
Source: RefSeq, a predicted model, not a curated record